GAGACAAAUCCUCCAUUAUCAGCCGCAGCAGCUCCUGCAACCUGAUUUGCAUUUAAUUGUGGAGAUUUGGAUAUAUCUGCAUAACACGGUGUAUUAUUCUUUACUUUAUGUACGUUUCUGCUAGACUGGAUGUGAAAAGCAAACACGAGAAAAUCUGCAGAUGCUGGAAAUUCAAGCAACACACACAAAAUGCUGGUGGAACGCAGCAGGCCAGGCAGCAUCUACAGGGAGAAGCGCUGUCGACGUUUCGGACCGAUACCCUUCGUCAGGACUAACUGAAAGGAAAGAUCUGAAUUUAGCGGCGAUUGUAAUCCUGUCCCGUGGGAAAUGUGGACUCUCCAACUGUAUCACACGUUACCUAGUGGGAAUGGCUGCGGCAGAUCUCAUUGUCGUUGUCAUUGCUAUUAUUGUCGAGGAUAUCAAUAAUCUCUACGUGUACGCCAGAUUCUUGCACAUUACUCCGGUCUGCGCUCUGACCCUCCUGCUUAAAAUUGCAAGUUUGGACUGCUCUGUUUGGCUAACAGUUGCUUUCACAUUGGAUCGCUGCGUUGCGAUUUGCUGUCAAAAUCUACGGAAACUGUACUGUACAGAGGGAGUGGCGACCGUAGUCAUAGUAAUAGUGGGGGUUGUGGGCUUUGUGAGGAGUAUUCCGUUUUACUUUGUUGUGGAGCCUUAUGUAAUAAUUAACAAUGUACCUUGGCGUUGUGUCCCCAUUCCCGAAUAAUUCACUUCAUCAGUGUGGAAGGCCUACGAGUUGUUUGACAGCAUCAAAACUCCGUUAUUACCAAUAUGCUUAAUCCUUCUAUGUAACGGUUUAACGGCGAGACACAUUAUAGCAGCAAUUAGAGUCCGUAAGGGACUCCGCUGCAACACUGAAAAUCAAAAAGACCCUGAAGUGGAGAACCGGAGUAAGUCUAUUAUUUUGUUGUUCGCUCUGUCAGGUAAUUUCAUUUUACUGUGGAUGCCCUAUAUAAUACACUCUAUGAACUGGCAAGCGAUGAAUUACUCCUUCACAGACAAAUAUUUGAAUACUCCGAUAUACGUCUUUCAACAAUGUGGUACUAUGCUAACGUCACUUAGUACCUGCACCAACACUUGCAUCUAUGGCCUGACGCAGAGGAAGUUCAGAGAGGAGCUGAAAAAUGGGAUGAGAAAUGUGUUGACAGUAAAUGGGCUGCUAUGUAAAUAACAUAAGUACCAUCCGCUAGAACUUGUUUCAAAUUGCAAAUAAA
Hypanus sabinus (Atlantic stingray) is the source of this 1232-nucleotide messenger RNA. Its product is annotated as probable G-protein coupled receptor 139. The transcript is spliced from 2 exons. The record is from RefSeq and is a predicted model, not a curated record. Gene Ontology annotation, biological process: G protein-coupled receptor signaling pathway. The coding region runs from base 161 to 724 and encodes 187 amino acids. Gene Ontology annotation, cellular component: membrane. Lineage: Eukaryota; Metazoa; Chordata; Chondrichthyes; Myliobatiformes; Dasyatidae. Gene Ontology annotation, molecular function: G protein-coupled receptor activity.